Molecule: messenger RNA, 2239 nt
Organism: Tilletiaria anomala UBC 951
Lineage: Eukaryota; Fungi; Basidiomycota; Exobasidiomycetes; Georgefischeriales; Tilletiariaceae
Exons: 2
Coding region: 293-1822 (509 amino acids)
Source: RefSeq, a predicted model, not a curated record
GUAGCGCUCGCUGCACUGGCUGGGCUUGUUGUAAACCUCCGCAGCUCAUACCUUUCUUUCUUUCUCCCAAUACUCCGAUAAUAAUCUUAUCAGGAAAGAAAGAGCACCUCAUGCAGAGGAUCGACCUGGUGUGGUGUGCAGCACCGUCUUCGCAUGGGCAAAAUACGGAGGAUGGCCUCGAUGCUAUAUAUGUAGCCGGUAGGCUCACGGUACAGAGCACUGUACUGCGCCCGAAUCGCUCCUCACGAACGGGCGCGAGACAGCAGACGGCCUCGGUCGCUGGCGAUCCACGAUGGACGCCAACCAGGUUCUCUUCACGCAGCGCAAUUCGUACUACCUGCGCGCCUCGCCGUACACUGUCAUUCAGAUGGUGCUUUACCUGGAUACACGCCAUGUACAAUGGAUGAACGAGGAAGGGACGUAUGUCUUGCAGAAAGUUAUGGAGCUCUUGCGACCCAGAAUCAUGCCCAAAUUGCGCAACGAGGCUGCCACGCAGACGAGUCUGUCGAUGAUGUCCAAGAAGGCCAAAGUUGACGUGCUUUCCACUGAGGACUUCCGAAUGUGCUACUUUUUCCGGCGCAUGAACCAGCGACACGCCGUGCUGCUCAAGGAGCACGUCGUCAUCGACCCAAAGACAGGGCGGCAGAUCAGGCUCGACAGUGGGGAGCAGGGCGGGCAAGGUAUCGGAACGCCUCAAACAAAUGUUGAUGGGCAGGGUAACGGAAGUGUGGAGGGCGGUGUUCGUUCGCCUCCACCAAUCAGAGUCAAGGAUGAGCCAAUUGAAGACGAGAAUGAUCGCUUGCCAUUUGGACUCCCUGAUCCACCCGCUCCUCCAUAUGAAUGCGGUGUCUCCACCGCUGUGACCAUGGGUGACGAUGAAGAGCAAGACAUCAAGCCCGAGAUUCGAGUCAAGUACAACGGCUUUAGCAUCUUUGGCAAGAUGCUUAUCGUCGUCGUCGAGCCGUCCAACGCGUCCGUGGCGCGGCUGCCGUAUCUGUUCGAUAGCAGGGACGGGCUCGAGAGAGACCAUACGCGCCAGCUCAGCGAAACGCCGCAACCUGCCGGAGCUGCGGCGAGCCGCCGGAGGCAGAUGGACACGCCUGUUGCGAGCAGCAGACGCAGUGCCACGCCGCUCGGCCCGUCAUCCGCUGCUGGGCUGAGCAGCAAACGGCGACGCACAGGUACCGUCACAGAUGCGUCUGCGUCUCCCCGUCCGCUCUUCCGUGGUGCCAGUCCGACGCCGGAGGACGCAGGAGGACGAGCGAGUCGCAGCAGGACGCCGCUGGUCCAGCGCAGCUCGAGCGUGCUCUCGUUCGGCACACCUUCCUUCUCGUGCGCUCCUUCCGCCUCAGCCACCACUGCUGGUCUUGCAUCGCAACAGGCAUAUCGCCGCAUCUCGAGACUAUCUGGCGCACCUUGGAACGAUCGUGAGGGUACGCUGGACAUCCUUACAGACUCUGGUAUAUGCACAGCACCGCCGUUGCGAGAACAGAGCAUCGCGCUUUCGGAUAUCAGCUCAGACGAUGUUGUUAUGCGCCGCUUGACGAGUGUCGCACUGUCUGAUGCAGGGAAUCGCACACCCGCACCUACUGCUGCGGGAGGUGGCGGGAGGAGCGCAAGAGAAGGCACAGCCGCUUCAGCGGUUGUACAUGUUCAAGAAGGAAAUCAUCGAGACAGAAAUGAUGAGGAGGAAGAUGAAGAAGACUGGUGGCGCCAGAGCUUGCGCGAGGAGAGCGAGGCGUUCGGACUGGCUACGCAAAUGUUGCAGAGGGAAGAUGAUGCGACGCAAGGAGAUGCGAGAGGGAUCGGUGAUGAUGAUUAGCUUAUAGUGCACGCCCCGAUCGGGUCCUCUUCUUGCUUGUGGGGGUGUGUAUCGUCCGCAUCGCGAUACAUGCAUCUACGGUGAUGGUUCGCUCCAUGUGCUAAAUGCGGAAAGAGUACACACUUUUUGCCUUCCACGCCUCUAUUCAAAUCGCCAUUGGCGUUGGCAAACGCUAUAACACACAGCACUUGACCCGGCGUCAUCCAGCUUGAAGACGCCCAUCCUCGCCCGCCAUUCGAGCAUAAGGCGAUUUCAAUGAGUUGCAUGGGCUGAAAAGUCGCUUGUUGAUAUUUGAUGCAGCGGACGUUCACUGCUCCUUGAACCCAAGCUAAGGAAGAAUUACGCCUCUGCGUAGAUUACAGGGUGUUCAACAAGCAUACGUUUCCUGUCAGCUGUCCUAGCAUGCAAAUGGACGAU